GUGAUAUGUGUAUUAUCGUGCAUGCAUGAAGACAACUGACGGUUUUAUACGGAAUCUAAAACGACUCUCCCAUGGGUCGAGAUUUGAUUGCGACACUGUGUCUGGUAGCCACGUUUUCAGCUACCUUGGCACAGCUGGACUGUGACUUUGAACAGGGUGACAUUUGUCAGUGGACACAGGUCCCUAAAGGUCAGGAUGAGCUGGACUGGAACAUCUUGAAAGGAGCAACAAGCUCCCAUGGAACUGGACCAUCAAAUGACCAUACCACAGGAACUGGCUUCUACAUCUAUUUGGAGACCACUGUGAGGAAAGAAAAUGCUCGCGCUCAACUGCUCAGCCCAUCCGUAUCCCUGUCAACCAAUCAGACACGCUGUUUCUCGUUUUGGUACCAUAUGUAUGGACCUGAUGUAGGAGCACUGAACAUUUACACGCAAUCUGGCACACAACCAGUCCUGUUAUGGACCAGGAAGGGCACAAAAGGCAACAAAUGGUUACAGGCAAAGGUGGAUAUAUCGACAACACAGGCAGCAAAUCUUCAGGUAAUUUUGGAAGGUGUUGUUGGUCAUGGUUGGAAUGGUGAUAUUGGUAUUGAUGAUGUCACCCUUUCUUCCCAGUCUUGCAAAGCCCCAGCUACUGAGAUUUCACCGACCAACUCUGUUCCUGUGGCCACACAAUGUGACUUUGAGGACAAGAAACUGUGUGGUUGGACACCUGAUAAAAACGGUGAUCAUGUGGACUGGAGGUGGCACACUGGAGGGACAGGGACAAAAGGUACAGGACCUGCUGCAGAUCAUACCUACAGGACAGCUAAAGGUCAUUAUCUAUACAUUGAGACGUCUCUCGGGCGGACCAAUUCUACUGCUCAGCUGACAUCUCCCACUUAUCAAGGAAGCCGCACCCAGUGUUUUCAGUUCUGGUACAGCAUGAAUGGAGUCAAUGUACAGACCCUGAAUAUCUACACCAAGACUGGCUCUGACCUUGGGCCUGCUGUGUGGAGCCUAAGUGGACACCAAGGGGACCAGUGGCAGACGGCGCAGAUCACGCUGCCUAAAGGGGGAAACUUCCAGAUUGUCGUUGAAGGUAUCAAAGGACAUGGUCAGAAGGGUGACAUAGCAAUCGAUGAUGUGAGUCUUAACCCUGGAGCCUGCCCUGAUCUAGGUAAAGAUGUAGAAAACAAUGACUCAUUAAAUGGAAGAUCCUGCAACUUUGAGAGUGGCUUUUGUACCUGGACUAAUGACCAGUCUGGUGUGAAUUUUGACUGGGUCAGGUUGACUGGGAGGACAGCCACCACUGGGACAGGUCCAGGUGCUGACCACACCUUGAACAGUGGUGCAGGAACGUAUGCUUACAUGGAGUCAGACGGUCGUCAGCCUAACGACGUGGCCCGUUUGGUCAGCACUACUCUUAGUCCAUUUUCACGUGGCUGCUUUUCCUUCUGGUACCACAUGUAUGGUGCGAACAUCGGCACCCUGGCAGUGAUACUAACCCCCAUAUCUGGGCCCCGUACUGUCCUCUGGCAGCUUUCUGGUCAGCAGCAGAACAAGUGGAUGUCAGCAUCCAUACCUCUAGACAGCCACACCACCACCGUCACCUUCCAAAUUCAGAUAGAAGGAACGAUUGGCAAUGGGAUCAAAGGGGACAUAGCCAUUGAUGACUUGUCCUAUACCUCCAGGAAAUGUUCAUAUUCACCGGCUGCAGCUAAACCCGCCUCAGUUACAACAGCAGCCACAACUGUCCCGACCACUGCAAAACCAACAACAACGGCUGCCAAACGAACCACAAAGAAAACAUCUUCUCAAGUUACGUCACUAAAACCUGACUGUGACUUUGAGAAGGACUGGUGCUUGUGGACCCAACUCACCAAUGAUAAUUUUAACUGGACAAGGAAGUCAGGGUCUACCCACACAAGCAACACAGGACCCAGUACAGACCACACCACAGGAAAGGGCUUUUACAUCUACACUGAGGCCACAUUGCACGGACCCAAUGAGACGGCCCGAAUUCAGAGCCCAAAGAUGACACCGAAGCCUGGUAGUGUGAACUGCCUGACAUUCUGGUAUCACAUGUACGGGGACCAAGUCGACUCCCUUAACCUGUACAUCCAGUCAGGCCCUUCCCUGGGGGAUGCUUACUGGACACGCUCAGGAUCCAAAGGGAACCAGUGGAGACAGGCGCAGGUUACCAUAUCACGCGGAAUGCCCUUCUUUCUUGUGUUUGAGGGUCUAGGAGGGAAUGGUUUCCGUGGUGACAUUGGCUUGGAUGACAUAACAUGGAAAUCGGGAGCCUGCACAGGCAAGUCUUCUCUAGAAAGACAACAGGGUGGACCAAUAACAUCAAGUCUGGCAUCGCGAACAUGUGAUUUUGAAAAUAAAAAUAUUUGUGGCUAUGUUCAAGAAAAGAAAAAGGACAAAUUUGAUUGGAAGAGAUUCAUGGGCAGAGCAGGCACAGCUUUGACAGGUCCUGCUUCAGAUCAUACGUAUGGUACUGGUGAAGGCUAUUACAUGUAUAUUGCGACUUCACCACCGAAGAAGAAAGGUUACAAGGCAUGGAUUACCUCUCCCCUUUUCAAAGACAAAGCAGCUGUAUGCCUUCAGUUUUAUUAUCACAUGUUUGGAGAUGGUAUUGGGACUCUCAAUGUUUAUGCACAGGUGAAAGGACAAAAUGGCCGACCAAUCUUCACGAUGACUGGUGAUCAAGGUAACCAGUGGAUUGUUGGACAAGUGACCAUUCCUAAGAGGACAGCUGUAAAAGGGUACAAAGUUUUGUUUGAAGGUGUGGUUGGAACAAACAGGCGUGGAGAUAUUGCAUUGGAUGACAUCAGCUUCAUUCCCGGACAAUGUAACUCACCUGGGAACUGUGAUUUUGAUAGUGGCUUGUGCACUUGGACCAACUCAAAAGUAGGUGACAAGUUUGACUGGAUUCAGAUGUCUGGGGCAACCUCCACAAAAGGAACUGGUCCUUCAAAUGACCACACCCAGCAGACUAAAGCAGGAAAAUACAUGUAUCUUGAAACUGAUAAACCGCGAAAAGCUGGAGAAGUGGCGGUGUUGCUGAGCGAAGCGUUUGAUCCCGUCUCCUCAAGCGGACGCUGUGUCCACUUCUGGUACCAUAUGUACGGCUCCGGCAUCGGCACACUGAGUGUCAUUGUCAAAACUCAGGGAUCGCCAGAUGCUAUUAUCUGGUCACUGACAGGGAAGCAGGCCAAUAACUGGGUGAGCGGUCAAGCUCCGAUCCCAGCCUCAGGGAAGAGUUACCGUCUGGCCUUUCAAGGGACUGUGGGCAAAAAUGAACUUGGGGACAUCUCCAUUGAUGAUAUCAUUUUCUCAGAGUCAAUUUGUGGAGUAAGCCCUAGUCAGGCUGUACCCGCAACUACUACCACACUUACACCCACCCCGUCUCCAAGAGUGACUACACCCUCCACAACCCCCAAACCAGGGCCAUUCAACUGUAACUUCGAUGUGGAUCUGUGUGGCUGGCGACAGGACACCAAGGAUCAGUUUGAUUGGACGAAGGUUCAGGGAAGGUCUGUGCCACCUGGAACCGGGCCGACCCAAGAUCACACCUCAGGGGGAGGCUGGUACCUGUAUCUCAAGCCUAACUCUACUCAGACAGGGCUGUCGCAAGCCCGGCUGAUCAGUCCCGAUGUCGCUGCAGGACAGAGUUGUCUGGCGUUCUUUUACCAUAUGUAUGGCACAAGUGUGGACCGUCUUCGUGUCUACGUACAGACUGGCCUGGCACUCCCGAAAAAGCCUGUGUGGAUUAGAAAGGGCACCCAGGGUAACACGUGGAAACAAGCUUUGGUGGACGUAUCGGCUAAAGUCCCAUUCAGCAUUGUAUUUGAUGGUGGUAGAACAAACACGUCUAAGGGUGACAUAGCUCUUGAUGAUGUUUCCAUAAUAGCAGGAAAGUGUUUGGAACUGAGCUCUAGUUGUGACUUUGAGGAUUCCACACUGUGUGGCUUCUCCAGGGAUGUCGGGAACAAAUUUGACUGGCGCUGGGCUAAGGGCUCCACAGGUACUGCGGAUACGGGCCCCACUAACGACCACACCUAUGGAACAGACUCAGGCUACUACAUGUACGUGGAGUCAUCUGCAAAGAAGAAAGGGGAUGUAACGAGGCUCUUGUCUCCCGUGUACACUGGCCAGACUCAACCCAAAUGUCUGCAGUUCUGGUAUCACAUGUAUGGCAAGGAUACUGGCACUCUGAACGUCUACCUAGUUGCCUCAGGUGCAAAAGGCAAACCUGUAUGGACAAAGACAGGUGAUCAGGGUAACCUCUGGUACAUAGCAUCCACCCCUGUCCCCAAGGCGAUCAGAAGCAAACCAUAUCAGGUGAUGUUUGAGGGAAUUGUGGGCACUGGCAUGAAGGGUGACAUGGCCAUUGAUGAUUACAGCAUCAUAGACGGAGAGUGCCAAACAGAAGGAAGUUGUAACUUUGAAUCUGGGCUAUGCACAUGGACAAAUGAUCAAACUGAUCAGUUUGACUGGACACUGGGUAGUGGGAAGACUAAGACAGGAGGAACAGGUCCUACAAGUGACCACACUACAAAAGGCACAGCAGGGACAUACAUUUACAUAGAGGCCUCUAGUCCCAGAAAACCUGGUGACCGUGCCCGUCUAGUCAGUGAGAGUUUGUCCUCUAAAUCAGCCAAGAAAUGUCUGCACUUCUUCUACAACAUGUACGGAAAGACUGUCGGCACUCUGAGGGUGUGGGCCUUGCCUCAGCUGGGCCCUAGCCUUCCCCUGUGGGAGUUGUCUGGCAAUCAAGGGGCAGAGUGGAAGGAAGGGCGUGUCAGCAUCCCAACAAUCUCCUCCUCCUUCAGACUUCAGUUUGAAGGGAUCAGGGGAGGCAACUGGAGUGGUGACAUUGCCCUGGAUGACAUAUCUCUUGACAAUGCUACAUCCUGCAGAUUAACACCGAGUAAUGCCAAAGCCACUGUGACUGCUGCAACAACUCGAGCUACAACUAUUGCUAAAACGACACCUACCCCAAAACACACCACACAGACAACAAAGCCGACUGUACGGACAACUGUGACAACAACGAAGGCUGCACCCAAGCCUACAGGAGGACCAGGCUUGCCGUGUACAUUUGACUAUGACCUGUGUGGCUGGAGUCCUGACAGCACUGACAAGAUCCACUGGAGGAGACAGCAGGGCCCUACAAGCACGGCGGAUACCGGACCCUCUGCGGACCACACCUCAGGGAAGGGCUACUACAUAUACAUCGAGUCCUCCCUGAUCACCCAGCGAGGACAGGAAGGGAAGCUUGUCAGUCCCAUCAUAACCCUUAAUGGACAGAGCAAAUGCUUCUCUUUUUGGUACCACAUGUAUGGGGAACAAGUCGCCGCCCUCAAUGUCUACUUCAAGGCCAGUGAGAAACUUGGCAAACCAGUCUUUAUCAAGAAGGGUAACCAAGGAAACAAAUGGAAGUUUGCUCAGCUGACAGUGACAGGAUCAUCCAAACUCCAGAUUGUGCUGGGCGGCGUUCAGGGGAAAAACGGAAAAGCAGACAUAGGUGUGGAUGAUGUGAAUAUCACAGAUGGACCCUGUGCAGACACAACUGCUGCACCAAGUGUGACCGGGACCAGAGCAACAUCAACAACAACAACAACAACAAGGCGUGUCAUCAGCUUCUGUGACUUUGAAGACAAAAAUUACUGUAAUUAUAAGCAGUCUGUGAAAGAUAAUUUUAAUUGGAAACAUCAGAAAAAUGGAACAGGUACUGGACAAACUGGACCCUCAUCUGACCAUACCCUGGGAACAGCUAAUGGGUACUACAUGUUCAUUGAUGCAUCAUCGCCACAGAAAUCCAACUACAAAGCCAGGCUGAUCUCCCCUACCUAUAAGACAGGUGGCAGCACCUGUCUACAGUUUUACUACAGCAUGUACGGGAAGAAUGUGAAUACUCUCAAGGUAUACGCCAUGGCCGGGCAAUCACUCGGGCCUGCAAUUUGGUUGAAGUCAAAAAACCAGGGAAAUCGCUGGAACCUUGCUCAAGUCACAGUAAAGAAAACAAGCAAAAUUGUAUUUGAGGGAAUUGUUGGUAAAGGCAUUCAUGGGGAUAUAGCUAUUGAUGAUGUGAAACUCACACAAGGCAGCUGUCUGAAUCCAGGCUCGUGUGACUUUGAAAACGACCUCUGCUCCUGGAGUCAAGUGGAUGAUGGAAGUGGAGAUGAUUUUGAUUGGGUGUCUCAUAAAGGGAAUACAUCCACAUCUGGCACAGGACCAACUAAAGAUCACACAGUGAAUUCUGUUUCUGGUACAUACAUGUUCAUAGAGGCCAGCAAGCCUCAGACUCCAGGUCAGAGAGCUCAGUUAAUGAGCGAGUCGCUCACGGCCACUGGCAAGUCCACAAGUUGCUUUCAGCUCUGGUACCACAUGUAUGGGGCCAACACUGGAAAUUUGCAAAUAUACCUGUCCCAGAAUGCUUCAGUGAAUACUUUAAUGUGGCAGCUGACUGGUAACCAAGGAAACCAAUGGCGUCUGGCACGGUUCCCAUUUCGCUCUAGUCAAGACUACAAUGUAAGAGUCUUGACAGGAAAGUUGCAUCUUGAACUUCUCUUACGCUUACAGUUGUUGUAUGAUAUUAUCCACUCAAAGUUUCUAAGUAAAACAGUUAUGUGCUUUUCUUCUUUGCAGCUGAUCAUUGAAGGAUCUGUUGGUUCAGGAGCGUCAGGUGACAUAGCAAUUGAUGACACACUACUGAAGAAGGGUAACUGUGGGAUUUACCCUGCCAAGGCUCGACCCCCUAACCAGAAAACAACCACCCCAGCCUCUACAGCCACGCCUAAACUAACUGUCCCUCCUACAUCCACUGUAGGCACUGUGGACUGCAACUUUGAGAAUAAUCUGUGUGGUUGGACGCAGGCGACAGAUGAUCGGUUCAACUGGACUAGGUUUAAUGGCAGUACUGGCACACUGAGCACAGGGCCACAAAUGGACCACACCACAGGACAUGGCUAUUAUGUGUUUGUGGAGGCAUCUGAUCCACAGAAAGCUGGUGACAAUGCCAAGCUAGUGGGCCCAGAAUUGGAACCUGCUGGGGGACGGUGUCUGGAGUUCUGGUACCAUAUGUAUGGUCCUCAUGUGGGUAUGCUCAAUGUGUACCUACAGACUGGAGCCGCUCUAGCUAAUCCAAUUUGGAAACGGGUGGGGAACCAAGGAGACAAAUGGAUCAAAGCCUCUGUCAAUGCUAACAGGACUGUUCAGUAUAAGGUGGUGUUUGAGGGUGUGAUUGGUGAUGGUUACUUAGGUGAUAUUGGUCUGGAUGACAUCACAUUGAAGCCUGGUGCCUGUGACAGUCUGACUACACCAGCGCCAUCCGGACCGCCCAGUUUGACCCUCACCUGUAAUUUUGAGCAAAAGGACAUAUGUCAGUUUGUGCAAGACAAGACAGAUCAGUUUGAUUGGCUCUACCAGGUGGGCAGAACUGUGUCAAGAAACACGGGGCCUUCAGCUGAUCAUACUUACGGGACUAAAGCAGGCCAUUAUGUGUACAUUGAGAGCUCUUCUCCAAGGGUCAUGGGAGACAUCGCCAGACUUCUUUCACCUCUCAUACAGAGCAGAACUCAGGGCCAGUGUUUGCAGUUCUGGUAUCACAUGUAUGGCAAAUCCAUUGGCUCCCUCAGUGUCAAGUUGAAGGUGAAUGACACCUUGGGGAAUCCCUUGUGGACAUUAUCUGGUAACCAGGGCAAUGUGUGGAGGGUGGAACAGGUGACCUUGCCUCGGGCAUCUGUCUCUAAACCUUUCCAGGUGGUGUUUGAGGGCAUGACUGGCCAGGGUGUACAAGGAGACAUAGCUCUGGAUGAUUACCAGGUAACAGAUGGAGAGUGUUCUGCUCCAGGUACGUGCGACUUUGAGACUGGCCCAUGUACAUGGCGAAAUGUGGUGAAUGGUGAUGUGUUUGAUUGGAUAAGCCACUCUGGGGGGACCUCCACACAGGACACAGGCCCGUCCACAGACCACACCUUCCUCAACAAUAAAGGUAAAUACAUGUUUGUGGAGGCAUCACCCCCAAGGGAUCCAGGAGAUACAUGUUGGCUAGUUAGUGAGAUGUUUGCCGCGACAACCGGGCGAUGUAUUGACUUCUGGGUGCACAUGAAUGGCAAAAACAUUGGCACACUGAAUGUCUAUCUGAAUGAUCUGAACGGUAGCAAGCAGCUCAUCUGGAAACUUUCCGGUGACCAUGGUGACAAAUGGAUUAAUGGACGAGCACCAAUCAAAUCUCCACGCUCCUAUCAGAUCAUUCUAGAGGGUGUGAUUGGUGAUGGAUUAGCUGGGGACCUGGCCAUUGAUGACAUCACUUUCCCGGACUCUACCUGUGGAGUGUCUCCAGCUGAGGCCAAACCAGCAGGUGUAACAGGUCCUACCACAAUCAGUACCACCCAGGCCACAACGCCAGUACCUGGCCCAUUUAAUUGUGACUUCGAAAAAAGAACUUGUGGUUGGACACAGGAUAAGACUGAUCAAUUUGAUUGGAAGAUUACUCAUAAGAAGACUGGUACCAAGGACACUGGACCCAUGGUUGACCACACCACGCGACAUGGGUAUUACAUCUACAUUGAAGCUUCCAAACCUCAGAAGAAGGGUGACAAGGCCCGAUUAAUCAGCCCGCCUCAGCGCCCUUUUGGCACAACCUGCGUCCAGUUCUGGUACUCUAUGUUUGGAGAACACAUCGAUACACUGAAUGUCUUCAUCAAGACAAAACCAAACCUGGACAGUCCAAUAUGGACAAAGAAAGGCAACAAAGGAAACAAGUGGUUAAAGGCACAAAUCGAUGUCAAGGCGCAAGUUUUGUAUAAUGUGGUGAUUGAGGCCACAGUUGGAGGGGGUAUCCGUGGCGAUAUUGCCAUUGAUGACAUCUCCAUCCAGAAUGGACCCUGCUUUCAAGUGGAGCCUUCCCCUGGACAAGCCAUUGGUGUGAAGUGUGAUUUUGAGUCAGAGGAUUUGUGUGGCUUUAUCCAGCUUAAAGGCCAGGAUAAAUUUGAUUGGACAAGAAUGACUGGACGAACUGGCUCCAAAGGCACAGGCCCAACCAAUGAUCAUACCUACAACACGGAUCAAGGUCAUUACAUGUACAUUGAGACCUCAUCUCCGAGGGUUGCUGGUGACAAUGCUAUCUUGGCCUCACAAUCUUAUUCUACAAGCCAGUUCCCAGCGUGCCUCCAGUUCUGGUACCACAUGUACGGCUCGGGGACAGGUACCCUUAAUGUGCGUGUUGGCACCAGUGGGGCUGUGGGCAAUGUUGUUUGGACCAAGACAGGUAACCAGGCCAAUAAGUGGCUAAGAGGUGAAACCCCAUUAACUGCUAACAACGCCAACUUCCAGAUACAGUGGGAAGGUGUCCGAGGGAAGAAUCCUGCCAGUGACAUUGCCAUUGAUGACAUUGUUAUCCUGAAUGGGACAUGUGGUGGACAGCCAGGCUUCUGCGACUUUGAACAAGGGGACACAUGUGGUUGGACGAACUCACAAGAGGAUGAUUUUGAUUGGAUAAUUGGUAGUUCCACGACGGAUACCCCUAGUACAGGACCAAGAAACGAUCACACGUUAAAUACAGCAGAGGGAAAGUAUUUGUACAUUGAAUCUUCUUCCCCAAGACGUGAGGGAGAUGUUGCUCAGUUGGUGAGUGAGACGUUUAAAGCAGGGAAAACCGCAUGUCUUCACUUCUGGUACCACAUGCAAGGUAUAGGGAUUGGGGUCCUCCGGGUUUGGCAGAGAAUGACGGAUGACAAAGGCUCUGGUAGACUUCUGUGGGAGCUCUCUGCUCACCAGGCUUACUCAUGGAUGGAAGGGGCAGUACCUGUCACAGGGAAUAAACCUUUCCAGAUCAUACUGGAGGGUGUGAGAGGCUCUAACACAGCUGGAGAUAUCUCACUGGAUGACAUCAGCCUGAGGGAUGGCCAGGCCUGUUUGGUCAGCCCAAGUAAGGCAGUUCCUGUCUCCUCUACAACAACACCUGCCCCUACAGCUACACCGGCCAGCACUACCCUUACAUUGUUCAAUUGCAACUUUGAUCAAGACCUUUGUGGUUGGACUCAGUCAAAGACUGACAAAUUUGAUUGGUCAAGAUGGAAAGGCCUAACCACUUCCCCUUUAACUGGACCAGAUUUUGACCACACUUCUAAAGACGGCUACUACCUCUUCAUUGAGACAACUGGUCCCAAGGCUGGAGACACAGCUCAACUGGUCAGCCCUCAGAUAAACGGAGCAGCAAAACAGUGUUUCAUCUUCUGGUACCACAUGUAUGGGGAUCAUGUUGACACCCUCAACGUUUACUUUGCCAAAGGAAAAGUUCGUGGGGAUCCUGUUUGGACGAAAAAUGGUACCCAUGGCAACAAAUGGCUGAUGGGAAGAGUACAGAUAAAUGGCGGCUCGGCUUCCUCAGCUGUAACAAAUGUGGUUAUAGAAGGAAGAAGAGGUGAGGGAUUUAGAGGAGACAUCGCAAUUGAUGAUGUCAGUUUGACAGCAGGUGCCUGCAAUAAGGUGACUUCCAAACCAUCCAAUCCUGACAGCACUUCUGCCACCCUGACAUCAACUUUUGACUGUGACUUUGAAAGCCCAGAUAUUUGUGGCUACGUCCAGAGUUCCACGGAUAACUUCAACUGGACACGCCAGAGUCAUAGCACCUUGUCAGUGGGCACUGGCCCAUCUGUUGAUCACACCACCGGCACAAAACAAGGUUAUUACAUGUUUGUGGAAGCCUCCCCUCCCCGUAAGCCAGGUGAAAGGGCCCGCAUUGCCACACCUCUCUCAGCUAAGGCCUCAGGGCAGUGUCUGCAGUUCUGGUACCACAUGUAUGGGAAGGACAUGGGCACACUGCAGGUGCACACUGUUGAUAACAGGACAAUAACCACAAGCAAGCUGCUGUGGACCAAGUCUGGAAACCAGGGGAAAAUCUGGGCACUUGAACAUGUGCCUCUUCCCCAAAUCCCUGUACAAAUGUUUUUCUUUCCACUUCAGAUUGUGUUUGAGGCUAUCCUAGGGAAGGGCCCUCUUAGUGACAUGGCAAUUGAUGAUGUCAAGCUGCUACGGGCAUGUCCCUCUCCAGGUGCUUGUACCUUUGAGACAGGGAUGUGUUCCUGGACCAACUCUCAGCAAGAUGAUGAAUAUGAUUGGGUCCUUCACACAGGUGCCACCAUCACAGGUGACACAGGACCCAGCUCUGACCACACCUACGGUAACAAGACAGGCCAUUAUAUGUAUGUAGAGAGCUCUGAUCCCCGUAAGCAGGGGGACAGGGCUAAGCUCUUGUCCCAGUCCUUUCCUCCCACGGGCCGCACAGGGCGCUGCCUUCACUUCUGGUUCCAUAUGUACGGCGCCUCCAUAGGAACGUUGAGAGUCUCUGUCCUACAGAAGCAGACCAACAGCACAUUAGUUUGGGAAUUGUCGGGAGACCAGGGGAACAAGUGGCUCAGUGGCCAGCUUCCAUUCUACAGCUCUGUGGACUAUACUCUGGUACUGGAGGCAGUCCACGGUGGAGGAUUUAAGGGGGACAUAGGGCUGGAUGAUAUAUCACUGACAACUGGCCAGUGUCAAAAGAUACAUCAGUACUGUGUUCUGUGGGACAGUUUGACUUUACUAUUCACCUCUGUCUGUUUCUCUGUAUCAACAGUCACCCCACCUGAGGCUGAGCCAGGUGUAGGACCAGCCCUGACAACACCUACCACAGCCGCCCCGAGUACUGCACCGACAUCAUCUCCGUCUCAAUACGACUGUGACUUUGAGCAGGAUCUGUGUAGCUGGCACCAGGUUACCGAUGACCAGUUUGAUUGGAUACGUCAAAAUGCUGACACAGAAACACCUGGGACUGGACCCUCCUUUGACCACACCCAAGGAACUGAUGAGGGUUACUAUGUAUACAUUGAUGCCUCUUUUCCGAGGAAGCUGAACGAUACAGCCCGCCUCAUCAGUGCUGUGAUCAACCCUCCUGCUGAGAAAUGUCUGAGUUUCUGGUACCACAUGUUUGGGACUCACGUCAACACCCUGAACCUCUACCUGAAGAUGCACGGGAACCUUGGCACACCUGUGUGGAUGAAGUCGGGAACACAAAGUAACAUGUGGUUACCUGCGUCUGUUAAUCUGGCAGUGUCCAGCUCUGCCCAGCUGGUGUUUGAGGCAGUGAGGGGCACGGACUAUCGGGGUGACAUAGGACUGGACGACAUCAGGCUGACCGAUGGGAAAUGUCCACCUGAGCUGGCAGCAGCCUGCACUUUUGAGGACCUCUGUGGAUAUACUCAGGAUGGAACUGAUGUGUUUGAUUGGACGCAAGCUUCAGGGAGGACCUCCUCCAACAAAACAGGCCCAGCCAAUGAUCACACCUAUGGCACAUCUUCAGGUAAAUACAUGUACAUUGAGGCCUCCAAACCCCGUAAGCCAGGAGAUAAAGCACGCCUGCUGAGCCCCGUGAACCAGGCCACUAAUGGAGCAUGUCUACAGUUCUGGUACCACAUGUAUGGCUCCAGCAUUGGUCAGCUUAUCGUGUACAUCAAGUCACAGGACAGCCUGGGUGUACCUGCCUGGAAACUCUCUGGUAACCAAGGUAACAGAUGGCAGCUGGCCCAGGUGACUGUCACGAGUCCAUCUACCUGGCAGGCUGCGUUUGAAGGCACCACAGUAAAAGGUAUAAAAGGAGACAUUGCUAUUGAUGAUGUGAAGCUUGUUACUGGAGCGUGCCAGGCACCAGGAGACUGUAAUUUUGAACAAGGGAUGUGUACCUGGACACAGUACAGUAAACUGUACAAGGGAGAUGAUUUUGAUUGGCUGCGAGCUAAAGGCAGCACCCCGAGUACGUACACAGGACCUGUGUAUGAUCACACCAGAGGGGACUCGGAUGGAUACUACAUGUUCAUUGAGGCAUCUGUACCCCGUGUCCAUGGUGAUGCUGCCAGACUCAUCAGCUCUGCAUUCUCCCCUACCAAGACGACUCGCUGCUUUCACUUCUGGUACAACAUGGAUGGCGUAGGAAUUGGAUCUUUAAGUGUUUUCUUGAGGGAGGAAGUCAGCAAUAAUACCAGAGUGUUGUGGAAGCUGUCUGGAAACCAGGGCACGGGUUGGUUUAAUGCUCAAGUGUCCUUCAGCAGUAGUACCAAAUACAGGCUGUACUUUGAGGGAGUGCGUGGUAUCAGUAAUUUUGGUGACAUUGCAAUAGAUGAUCUGAUGUUCUCUGACUCCGCUUGUGGUUAUGUACCACCUUCUGCCAACCCAUCCCAACAGACAACAACAACAGGCCCAUCCACUGUCACACCCACACCAUUUGUGUCACAAGGAAUUAAUGACUGUGACUUUGAGAAGGACCUCUGCGGUUGGAGUCAAGCUAAGGGAGACAACUUCGACUGGGCCCGUGCUCAGAGUCCACAGGGCACUGUACAAACUGGUCCGACAUUUGACCACACCACAGCUAAAAGAGACGGUUGGUAUGUGUACAUCCCUGAGUCUGUCCCUAAGCAAACUAACUCUACCGGUCAGCUCGUGUCCAGCUUGCUCAAUGAAGCUCAGGCCUACUGUCUCCAGUUCUACUAUCACAUGUAUGGCUUUAACAUCAACAGACUCAAUAUCAGGAUCAAGACGGGUGACACACUGUCCACUCCACUGUACAGUAAAUCUGGAACCCAAUCUAACGACUGGCAGAUGGGCAGCAUCCAGCUGGCCAGUCAGAGCAGCAAAUACCAGGUUGUGUUUGAGGCUGUCGAAGGUCCGGACUAUCAGGGAGACAUUAGCCUGGAUGAUAUCAAGGUCAUCCCAGGCAAUUGCCCUGAUAUCUCAUCUGUGCAGUGCACAUUUGAGCUGAGUGACCUGUGUGGCUGGGAACAGUUGUCUGAUGACAACUUUGACUGGAAGCUGAAGAGUGGAAAAACUUUAACUGAGGAGACUGGACCUGAGAGUGACCACACUGAUGGAACAGCUAACGGUCACUAUCUGUAUAUAGAGACAAGUUCACCCAGGACUAAAGGUGAUCUUGCCCGCCUGGGAUCUCCCUUGGUGGCACAAGUCAGCCCACAGUGUCUGAGUUUCUACUACAGCAUGUACGGUGACCAGGUGGGAAGCCUCAAUGUCUACCUCAAGGUGAACGGUGUGCAGUCUGUGAAUCCACUAUGGACACGCUCAGGCAAUCAGGGAGCGGGGUGGAUCAAGGGACAGACAACCAUACAGGCUGCAGCUCCCUACCAGGUUGUUUUUGAGGGAGUUGUUGGGGCUGGACGUUAUGGUGACAUAGCCAUAGAUGAUGUAGAAGUCAUGGACGGAGCAUGCCCUCUGACAGGUGGCUGUGACUUUGAGCGGAAUAUGUGUACGUGGACAAACCCUAGAAAAGUAGAUCAGUUUGAUUGGGUGAUUGGAGCAGGAAAUACAAAGACAUUGCUGACUGGCCCUAGCACAGACCACACCUUGGCAACAAGCAAAGGUCACUAUGUGUUUAUUGAUGCCUCCCCACCAAGAAACCCCAAAGACAAGGCAUGGCUUCAAAGUUCAAAACUUGACCCCUCAGCCACACGGUGUCUGACUUUCUGGUAUUUCAUGUAUGGUGCUGAUGUUGGCGCUCUCCGAGUCCUUCUGCAAGACACUACCACCAAGACUACCUACACUCUGUGGGAGAUUUACGGGGACCGUGGCAACCAGUGGUUUAAUGGCCGCCUUCCCGUCAUGGAUCCCAACCCUCACUAUGUGAUAUUUGAGGCUGAGAGAGGACAAGGAGAGAAAAGUGACAUCGCUGUUGAUGACAUCGCCUUUACAGACAGCUACUGCACUUUGUAUCCCAAUGAUGCCAACCCGGACACUCUGCCACCGUUUUUCAGCACACAGACACUCUUCUCCCCAACAACACUUCCUCCAGUACCUUCCCAGUAUGACUGUAACUUUGACAAAGGACUAUGCUCCUGGUAUCAACAGACCACUGACAACUUUGAUUGGAUACUUACCAACACCUCCACGGUUAACCAGAAUGGUGGGCCAGCCAGUGACCACACAACAGGAUCAGGGUUCUAUGUAUACAUCAAUGCCCUAGCUCCGAGGGUUCCAAAUGACACGGCUCGACUUGUGUCCGCAAACAUCACAGCUAACACAGGCGCUUGUCUGCGCUUCUGGUACCACAUGUAUGGCGCCCAUGUCAACACUCUCAAUGUCUAUGUCGUGACGUCCGCAGGAAUGGGUGCACCAGUCUGGGAGAGAACAGGGACACAGGGCAACGUGUGGAAGCAAGCUGAGGUUAACAUACAGUCACUUCAGCAGUUCCAGCUCGUUUUUGAAGGAGUAAGGGGAAUAACUUGGGAAGGGAGCAUUGCUGUGGAUGACAUUACCUACUCCACUCAACCUUGCCCUUAUGCAACAGCCCAGAACUGUGACUUUGAGGACAGUAAGCUGUGUGGGUUUAUCCAGGACAAAGGAGACGAUAAGUUUGACUGGAGCUGGGCGAGCGGGGGAACAAUCUCGUCGGGCACAGGGCCUCCCAGUGACCACACCUACGGAUCUAAAACAGGGCAUUACGUGUUCAUUGAUGUGAGUGACCCACGCGUUGCUGGGGAUAACGCCUUCUUGAUAAGCCCACUCUUCCCGCCAGCUCUGGGCAAAUGUCUGGAGUUUUAUUAUUACAUGUAUGGCAGUGAUGUUGGGACGCUCAACAUAUACCAGACAACUCUCACGCAAAACACCAAAAUCUGGAGCAAAACUGGAGAUCAAGGAAAAGGCUGGUUCCAUGCUUUUGCACCAAUCAAAAGCCAAGACAAUUUCACCAUCUCCUUUGAAGGCAUUACUGGUAAUGGUUUCCGUGGAGACAUCGCUAUUGAUGACUUGAAGAUCAAGUCAGAAUCCUGUCCAACGAAAGGAGGCUGUGAUUUUGAGCAUGGUCUAUGUUCCUGGACUAACAUUCAGCGAGGGGACAAGUUUGAUUGGGUGAUAUCUCAAGGAACUACCUCCACCCAGUUUACCGGACCAUCUUAUGACCACACAAUUCAAACUGAAAAUGGACAUUACCUUCUGAUGGAAGCAGACACAGCUAGUAAGUGGGGUUCGACAUGUCAGAUAUCCAGCCAGAUGUUUCCAGCAACUUCCAGUGGCUGUUUCCGAUUCUGGUUCUACAUGUAUGGCUCUGGCGUGGGAACUUUACGGGUGCUCCUUAUGAUCCCUGGAGCCAGGUAUUCUAUCCUGUGGACCCUGAGAGGUGACCAAGGUGACCAGUGGUUGUAUGCACAGACCCCUAUUGACAGCAAGGGAAAGAGCUUUAUUAUCACCAUGGAGGGACGGCGCGGAAGUUCUACAGUAGGGGACAUCGCUAUAGAUGAUUUGUCCUUUACUAACGACAUCUGUGGAGUCCAACCCCAGAAGGCCCGCCCAGGGUUUAGACCCUCCACCUCCACCAUACCCACCACAACCACCCCCAGGGUAACAGAGGUGACCCCAGCACCCACCCAGUAUGACUGUAACUUUGAAAGUGGCUUAUGCGCCUGGACUCAGGACACUGCGGAUGACUUUGACUGGGAUAGAACACAAGGCCCCACCAGCAGCAAGUCUACAGGACCUACGAAUGACCACACUUAUGGAAACAGUUCUGGCUGGUACAUGUUUAUCGAGACUUCCCCGCCCCGCUUACCCUAUGACAAGGCCCGUCUGAUGAGCCAGCUAAUCAGUGAUGGGGUGACACGCUGCCUAAGCUUCUGGUACCACAUGUACGGCGCACACAUCAACAAACUUAACGUCUACCUCAUGACCUCGGAUGGACUGGGUGACCCAGUGUGGACAAAAUCUGGCACCCAAGGGGAUACUUGGCACAAGGGGUCUCUUACUAUACAGUCUAAGGCCACCUACCAAGUUGUAUUUGAGGCUAUUCGAGGUUUGAGCUUGAAUGGUGACAUAGGAUUAGAUGACAUCCGGGUUUCUUCAGGACCGUGUUCCUCAUCAGCAAAAACUGUCAUUGAUUGUGACUUUGAGUCACAGUCUCUCUGUAACUACAAGGUAGAUGAUGGGAACAUGCCAGGAUGGACAUGGCAAGCAGGAUCCACCCAGACAUUCAAAACUGGCCCCAAAUAUGACCACACUCUCAACUCUAAGGAUGGCCACUAUGUGUAUGUGGCCUCCAGGCUUGCAUCAAAAGUGGUGAAGUUCAAAUCACAUUUAACUAGUCCUUUGGCCACUCAUACGUCCGAUGCACAAUGCUUGCAGUUCUACUACCACAUGUAUGGGAGAGACAUAGGCUGGCUUAACAUCUACCUGCUGAAUGCCACUCAGACUGUUGCCAAUGGUCAGCUGGGAAGUCCACUGUGGUCAAGGGCUUUUGACCAAGGGAACCAGUGGCUGGAAGGCCAGGUCACUCUACACCCUGCACAGAGCUUUAAAGUUGUAUUUGAAGGGGUCUAUGGAUUAGGACGUUUUGGGGAUAUUGCUCUUGAUGAUGUCAGCCUGAAAGACAAGACAUGUUCAAAACCAGGUUUUUGUGACUUUGAGAAUGGCCUAUGUACUUGGACAAACCAGGCUGGUGAUGACUUUGAUUGGGUCAGGGGUCACGGCUCAGAGAUGUCUACACACAAGGGACCAAGUUCCGACCACACGUUGGGCACAAAAGAUGGGACAUAUAUGUAUGUGAAGCCGGGCAAACCACAAAAAGCAGGCGAUGUGGCCCUGCUGGGCAGCACCGUGUUCCCGCCCAGUAACCAGUCAGUCUGUAUGAGUUUCUGGUAUCACAUGUACGGUGCAGACAUUGGUACGCUCAACAUCUACAUAAGGACAGACGUGGCCAAUAAUCAGUCCCGAUCCACCAGGUGGAGCCUGGAUGGCGAUGCUGGCUCCGAUUGGUUGAACGGUCAGUUACCCAUUGGACAGCAAUACACACAGAAUCCUUACCAGGUGACGUUCGAGGCUGUUCUGUCUUAUGGAGCAGUUGGGGACAUCUCAGUGGAUGAUUUAACAUUUACGGCUGGAGACUGUCAGGUUGUGCCUGACUAUGCCGACAUCACUGAUACAUCCCCGACCUAUGCUGAAUGUGACUUUGAAGGAGACCUGUGUGCCUGGACUGUGCUAGCCUCCCCUUCCUCAGCCUAUGUCUGGGGCCGGUACAACGGCAGCACGCUGACUAGGGGGACAGGCCCUCUGACUGGACAUGGUGGUGACGGAUUCUAUGCAUAUGUGGAGAGUUCACCGAAUGGAAAGUCUGGCGACUCUGCCGCCAUACAGACCCCUGUCCUUGCGGCCUCGUCGACUGCAGGGAACUGUCUGUCCUUCUGGUACCAUAUGUAUGGCCCCACCAUUGGACAGCUGAAUGUGUAUGUGAGCACUUCUGGAGAGAGAACACUGCGCUGGCAAAAGUCAGGCACUCAGGCAAACAAGUGGAUGUUUGGACAGUUUACCAUUCGGUCACUUAAUGAUUAUCAGAUAACAGUCGAAGCUGUGAUGGCAAAGGGACGCCUGGGAGACGUGGCUAUAGAUGACAUUUACUUGGACACAGCACCCUGUCCUGCUACGAAGACAUGCAGCUUUGAGGUGGAUUAUUGCGGAUGGAGCCAGGAUAUGAGCCAGCCUCUCAACUGGACCCGACUGACCCCUGACAAGACACAGCCUCAACAGGGACCCUCUGUAGACUAUACCACACACACGACUCAAGGUCAUUUCAUCUCUCUGAUGCUGGGCCCCUCCUCCCACAUCGGUGACUUCACUCAGCUGACCAGCCCUGUCUUCCCACCCACCUCCACCAUUGGAGAAUGCUUCCAGUUUUACUACUACAUCUCUGGACCCACUACAGGGAUUGUGAGAGUGAACAGCCAGGCUGUUGGAGGGUCUGAAGGGGAGGACUCUAGCUCCUUAGACACCCAUGUGCUCAACCAGUGGCGCUUUGCUCAGAUCCCUAUCCACAGUCCCACGGACAGCUACCAGAUUGUGAUAGAUGGCAUUGCUGGCAGGUCCCCAGGGGGCUCGAUUUCAUUGGAUGACCUCUACCUUAACCCCGCACCUUGCCCUCCUCCAGGGUCAUGUGACUUUGAGGCCGGACUGUGCGGUUACAUGAACUCACCUGACGAUGAUUUUGAUUGGCUGAGAGGAUCAGGAAUAACACUCUCUGUUUUCACAGGCCCUAAGAUUGACCACACAACAAACUCAGAUUCAGGCUCAUACAUGUUCAUCGAGUCCAGCACUAGAGGGCUGAAGCCUGGAUCCAAGGCGUGGCUCGUGUCUGAAUCCCUGUCCCCGACAACAGGUGCCUGUUUGACUUUCUGGUAUCACAUGUAUGGAGCAGGCACAGGAAGUUUUGCAGUACAUCUUAUCACUCUUGUCCAGUCCAUCAACACAACACUGUUUUCUGUGUCUGGUAACCAUGGCAAUGUGUGGCUAAGUGGAAAGGUGAAUGUAACGAGUAUCAAUGAGUACAAGAUUGUGUUUGAGGCUGUCAAGGGGAGUAACUCCACCAGUGACAUUGGCCUGGAUGACAUUAGGAUAACUCCUGGUCUCUGCUCCUUGCAGAUGACCCCCACCCCUGCCACAGCCACUGCCACACCCACCCCAGCAACGACAUUUGCUUGUGAUUUUGAGAAUGGCUUGUGCAACUGGAAGCAGGAUACCACUGAAAAGUUUGCCUGGGGUCUUAUCAGUAACAAAGCAGCCGUCCGUACUUUACCCAAGUAUGACCAUACAACCGAUUCCUAUCAAGGUCACUAUGUCUAUGGGAGGACCUCGAGAUCUGCUAACAGCUCUGCUCGUUUGCUAAGCCCCCACUGUACACCCCUGGGAGUCUGCCUGACGUUCUGGUACUACAUGAGCGGACAGGAUGUGGAUACUCUUAAUGUCUACCUCCAGCAGGGCUCUCUUGGGGACCCUGUUUUCACUCGCGAUGUGUCUAAAGGAGCACAGUGGAACUAUGCUCAGAUAGCACUCCCCCAGCAGUCUGGUGCCCAGAUCGUGUUGGAAUCUCGUGCUAAUAAGAACUACAAGGGUGGAGUUGUUUCCCUUGAUGACAUCAGCGUCAUAUUGGACAAGUGCCCUGCCAUGAAUACCUGUGACUUUGAGGAGGAUACACUGUGUGGUUAUCAGCAAGACCAGCAGGAUGAUGCUGAUUGGACAAGAGCAUCCCAUAAAAACAAUGGACCAGUCAAUGAUCACACAUAUGGAAGCACAUUAGGUCACUACAUCCUGUUGGACCUGUCCGCAGUGGAGGAAGAACAAGUCGCUCGUGUGUACAGCCCUGUGUACAGUCCUUCAGCCACACAGUGUAUCACAUUCUACUAUCGCAUGAGAGGCGACGACGUGGGCACUUUGAAUGUGUAUGUGUUCAGCAGUGGUCAGCUUGGGAAAGCUGUAUGGUCACUGUAUGGUGACCAGCUAGACAUGUGGAAUAAGGGUAGUGUGACGGUUGGCAGUGCUGACCCGUAUCAGGUCGUGUUUGAGGCUGUAAGAGGCUCUUCAGAAGAAGGGGUCAUUGCCCUUGAUGACAUUUUGCUGAAUGAGGGUGAAUGUCCACCUCUGGGGACAUGUGACUUUGAACUUAAUCUGUGUGGGUGGUCACAGAGUAAAGAUGACAAGUUUGACUGGGAAAGACUGCACGGGGCCAGUCCCACAGUUAACACAGGCCCUCGCUCUGACCACACCCUGGGAAAUGCAGAGGGUACCUACAUGCUGCUGGAAUCCAGUUAUCCCCAGCGUCCAAAUGACACAGCUGUGCUGAUAUCUGAAGUUAUCCCCCUUGACCAGGCCAGCCAGGGGUUCUGCUUCAGGUUUUGGUAUAAUAUGUUUGGUGCUAAUGUGGGCUCAUUGGUUGUGUACAUCAAAUACAAGGACAUGGACAAACAGAAGGUGUGGAGUAAGGUGGGCUCAGGCUUCCUAGCUUGGAUCCAGGGAGAAGCCAAUAUCCCCACCCCAGUAGACUCCUUUGUGAUAUUGGUGGAAGGAACUGUUGGAAACGGAGUCACAGGUGAUAUAGCAGUGGAUGAUUUUGCUUUGGAUUUUACUGGCUGUAUUGAACCAGAGGGUCCACAUUUUGUAAGCUGUGAGGAUCCAGGAAGAAACAAAGUCCCCUCAACCCAAUUCUGUGACUUUAAAGUUGACUGUCCGAAUGCCCAAGACGAAGAAAAUUGCGGGGACUGUGACUUUGAGGAUGGGUUGUGUUCCUGGGAAGAUCAAAGCACAGGAACCUACAAGUGGACUAGAGCUAGGAAUCAAACAGUUAUAGCCAACACGGGACCAGCAUUUGAUCAUACAUUAGCAGGAGCCACAGGUUACUACAUGUUCCUGGACGCCAACACUGGCAAGAACACUUUGAGCAGUUAUGCAGAAUUAGUAGGCAACCCACUUCAACCCUGCAGCUCCACUUGUCAACUUCAAUUCUGGUAUCACAUGUAUGGAAAAGGAAUUGGCUACUUGAGCGUGAUCAUUUGGGAGAGUGGGAGAUCAACGACUGUAUGGGAACUCCGCACUGAUGGGGGAAAUGUCUGGAGGCAGGCCACUGUGGACAUUGGCCGCAUCUCAAACACUUUUGAGGUGGCCUUCCGUGGGAGACGUACCUUCAGUGUUUUGGGUGACAUAGCUAUUGAUGAUAUCCAGUUUAUUAACUGUAACUUCCCACCGGUCCAGCCAACGUGCCUGCCCAGCCAGUUCCGGUGUGAGAGGAAGUCCUGUGUGCAGCAGGAGAUGGUCUGUGACUUCAGCGAUGACUGUGGUGAUAACUCUGAUGAGAAGAAUUGUGCUUCUUAUCCCGCUCGCUGUGAUUUUGAGGAAAGCCUGUGCGACUGGUCACAAGAUAAAUCAGAUGAUUUUGAUUGGUCAAGGAAGAGUGGCAGGACAAUCACGUCAGGGACAGGCCCUACUAGAGACCACUCCAGAGGAACUGGUACAGGUCAUUACCUCUAUAUUGAAUCGUCAAGUCCCAGGAAAAAGGGAGACAAAGCUCGAUUGGUCAGUCCUACCUUCUCAGCUAGCUCAACCAGCCGGAAAAGGAGAGAUACUUCGUCCAUCUGUAUGGUGCGUUUGUUCUACCACAUGUAUGGAACAACUAUUGGAUCUCUCAGUGUCUACACCAGAAACUCUAUCAAUGGACCGCUAAAGAAAAUUUGGUCCAGGGUGGGGAAUAUGGGUGACUACUAUGAGAGAGCAGACAUCCAGAUCUUUGAGUCCCAACCAUUCCAGGUUAUAAUUGAGGGUGUGGUUGGUGGUUACCUUGGCGACAUUGCUGUAGAUGACCUCUCGAUGACACCUGAAUGCAAGGUUAUGACAGUUCCUCUGCCCUCUGGCUCCCCUCCUCCCUCGACCACACCCAGUGUUUGUAGGGGUGGCUAUCAGUGUUCUGAUGGGGCGUGUAUUAAUCAGACCCAGGUGUGUGACUUCAGGCAAGACUGUACUGACGGGAGAGAUGAACUCAACUGUGGUACUUGUACAUUUGAGAGCUCUCAGUGCGGAUGGACUGAUGUCAGCAGUGGGAAGUACGAGUUUCACCUUUAUAACGGGGUGUCACCUGGUCGGUACGGUCCAGCUACUGACCACACUCUGGGGAGCAACAUUGGUCAUUAUAUGGUGGUGGAGGGAUCCAGCGGGGUGUUCUCAUCGCGCGCCCUGAUGGAGACACCAGUCUUACAGGCCACAGCAGCCAGUUGCAGAAUGGAAUUCUUCUACCAUAUUUACGGAGCUGGAGGUAACAUGAGAGUGCGGCUUGUGAACAGUUUGAAUCCACAGGACAGGACUUAUCUGUUUGCUCUGACGGGUAACCAAGGCAAUAUGUGGAAGCGAGCAUCUGUUGACAUCGGAGAGUUGAAUGCUGGGUAUAAGGUUCAGUUUGAGGCAAUGCCGGGCAGAAGUAGCUUCUUUGGCCGUGCUCAAGACACAGACAUGGCUGUUGACGACAUUAAAUUCUUGGACUGUGACCCAGAAGCUAUUUACAAUGACACCAGUGAGUACUACCUGAAUUGUACAUUUGAGACCGGUUUGUGUGGCUUCUUCCAAGAGUCAAGAGAUGACUUUGACUGGACAAGGACAAAUACCAGCUCCCCCACCCCGGGGACUGGUCCUGACAGAGAUCACACAACUGGUACAGGUUUCUAUGUCUACAUGGAGACAUCCAACCCACGUCACAAGGGUGAGGUCGCAGGGUUAUCAUCUGGUUUACAACCUCCCACCCCUAAAGAGGGAAUCUGCUUGACUUUCUGGUACCAUAUGUAUGGGGCCUAUGUGAACACACUAAAUGUGUAUGUACAAGAUGGACCCCGGAAAAAGACACUGGUGUGGACAAAGGCUGAUACACAGGGUAAUGUGUGGAGGAAAGCUCAAAGGACACUGCACAGUGUUAUCCCAUAUCAGCUUGUGUUUGAAGGUGUAGUGGGCUACAGCUGGUUAGGAGAUAUUGCCCUGGAUGAUAUUGUUGUUACAAACGGCCCCUGUCCACCUCAGAAGGUGUGCGACUUCGAGGUAGGAUUCUGUGACUUCACACAGGACACAGACGAUGAUUUUGAUUGGACAAUCAACACAGGAGGGACAGGAACAUUUGGUACAGGACCUGUGGCUGACCACACCACAGAGUACAGUAAAGGACACUAUGCUUACAUAGAAUCCUCUAGAGAAGUUCCCGGAGAUGUGGCCAGACUGACCAGUGCCAUCUACGAGCCGUCAAACAAACCAGAGUGUGUGGAAUUCUGGUAUCACAUGUAUGGAGCCAAUAUUGGUCAACUGAACGUGUAUAAGAUGGUUAAUGGUCAGAGAUACAGUAUGUUAACCAGGAAAGGGAACCAGGCUGACAUGUGGAUUCAGGGGUCAUUCACAGUCAAUGAGACUCUGCCAUGGCAGCUUGUGUUUGAGGGUGCAACAUCAACUGGUGUACAAGGUGACAUUGCCAUAGAUGACAUUCAGGUUAUUCCAGGAAGUUGUCCUCAGCCAGGGUCAUGUGAUUUUGAACAUGGCUUCUGUGGAUUUACCAAUGGCCAUGGAAGGGAUGAUUUUGAUUGGCUCAGAACAACAGGGGGCACAUCUUCUCCAGGAACCGGACCAAUUGUAGAUCACACCACAAACAGUGAUCAAGGGUUUUACCUGUAUGUGGAGGCCUCAGGGAGGAAUAAGGGUGAGAGGGCCUGGCUGUUCAGUGAAUACUUACCCCCGACCACAGGAUCCUGUUUGAACUUCUGGUACCACAUGUAUGGGGCAGAUAUUGGGAGUCUUCGAGUGUACCAGCCAGACCCUGCAAGGACUCGACUUCUAUGGAACAUGACAGGAGACCAGGGCAAUGGCUGGCAACUGGCGCAAAUCUUCAUAGACAGCCCGAUCGCGUACCAGCUCACAUUUGACGGAGAAAUUGGUGAUGGUUUCCACGGAGACAUAGCAUUAGAUGACAUCAGGUUGACUCCUGGAGACUGUGUCAACUUUACCAUGAUGACAACAACAACAUCAGUACCAACUUCCAAGCAGACAUUCCCACCUAUGAUAUUCAACUGUGACUUUGAACAGAAGACAAUAUGCACUUGGCAGCAAGACUCAACAGAUAGGUUUGACUGGACACUACAGAAAGGACAAACAAGCUCUAAGAAGACAGGCCCAGAGUUUGACCAUACCACUGACACAGAUAAGGGCUACUAUGUGUACAUAGAAGCCAGCCAUCAUACUGCCAAUGAUACAGCACGCCUGAUAAGCCAGAGCAUGAUGGUGGACAACAUGGGCAAAUGUGUGAAGUUCUGGUACCAUAUGUAUGGACGACACAUCAGCCAACUGAAUGUCUAUGCUAAACUCGGAGACGUACUCAGUUAUCCUGUGUGGAAAAGAGUUGGUAACCAAGGAAACCAGUGGAAAUACGGCAGUGUCUACCUGACACCGGACACUGUCCCUGUGUUGAGCUCUGGGAACUCUGUCCCUGCACAGACCACUAUCUCGGUGGUGUUUGAGGGUGUAAUCGGGGCUGGUGCUGCUGGGGACAUUGGUUUGGAUGACAUUGCUGUUAAUGACGGUCCAUGUCCCACUUCAUACUCCUGUGACUUUGAGGCUACAGAUUUGUGUGGGUAUCAACAAGACACAACUGAUAUAUUUGACUGGACAAGAAGCUCUGGCCAGACAAAGUCAGCUGGUACAGGACCAAAGAAUGAUCACACAUAUGGCACAGCUGUGGGAUAUUACAUGUACAUUGAGACAUCCCAACCACGUAAAAAGGGUGACAAGGCUCGUUUGGUCAGCCCCACAUAUCAACCCACCUCAGGCAGAUGUCUGCGGUUUUACUACUACAUGACUGGCAGGUCGAUGGGAUCAUUAAACAUUUAUGUGAGAAAGGACGGAAAGCUGGGGCAGCCAGUCUGGAGCAGGUCUGGGACCCAGCCAGAUGGAUGGUGGAUUGGUCAGGCAACACUAAACAGUGAUGUAGACUUUGAGAUCGUAUUCGAAGGUGUUCGGGGGCUAAGUGGACUCAGUGACAUCGCUAUUGAUGACCUCCAGCUGCAAAAUGGUGCCUGCCCAGACCCUGGAAGUUGCGAUUUUGAGUCCAAUUUCUGCACUUUCAUCAAUGAUGAACAAGGAGACGACUUUGAUUGGUUGAGGCACCAUGGUGGGACGGGAACUAAAAAUACUGGGCCCACAGUUGAUCACACAUUAGGAAACAAGGAAGGUUACUAUGUGUAUGUGGAAGCCUCGGCCCCUCAGCAUACAGGGGACAAAGGAGUUCUACGGUCUGAGAUCUUCAACCCAGGACAGGACAGGUGCCUUUCCUUCUGGUACCACAUGUUUGGUAACAAGAUGGGCACGCUGAAUGUCUACAUUGAUGAGACAGGCUCCCCAGAUUUGAGGCAACUAUUUCAGUUCAGGGGUGCACAGGGGAAUAAGUGGCAACAGGAGCAGGUGACAAUCAAUGGACAAAGCGACUUCUCUGUGGUCUUUGAAGGGAUCAUAGGUUCUGGACUGGCCAGCGACAUGGCCCUGGAUGAUAUCCAGACAACGGCUGGCGCGUGCCCAGAGCCCUCAGCCACACCUGCCCAGUUUGAUUGUGGCCAGGGACAUUCCAUAAGUUUAGACAAAGUCUGUGACUUCCAACCCAACUGCCCCAAUGGAGAAGAUGAGAUUGGAUGUGGCAACUGCACCUUUGAGGCAAGCCAGUGUGGCUGGAAGGACCUUAGCAAGGGCUCGUUUGCCUGGGCUGCUGGCAAGAACGGCACAGCCAAGUCCAAUAUGGGCCCGUCCACUGAUCACACUCUCGGCAAUGCCAAAGGCGUUUAUAUGUAUGUGAAGGGUAAUUACGGCAAGUUCAACGACCUCGCAGCAUUUGUCAGCCCAGUUCUGCACCAGUCCUCAUCCACUUGCCAGCUGAAAUUCUACUAUCACAUGUACGGCCGAUCUAUUGGAAUGCUAUCAGUUGUUGUGCGAACUGGAUACAGACUUACAACUGUUUUCAGAAAAUCUGGCGAUCAAGGCAACAAGUGGAAUUUUGGUGUGGUGAAUAUUGGGAGAAUCAACCGAGACUUUCAGGUCAUCAUACAAGCAAAGAGAUCCUUCUCAGUGUUUGGGGACAUGGCUAUUGAUGAUGUUAGUUUAGUGAACUGUGCCUUGCCUCCUGUGGAGACCAGCUGUUCUUCAGCUCAGUUCCGAUGUGACAGUGGUGCCUGUGUGGACAAGCUCCGCGUUUGUGACUUUGUGGAUGACUGCGGGGAUGACAGUGACGAGGCAAAAUGUUCCAUGUACGUGUCCCGCUGUGACUUUGAGCAGUCCCUCUGUGACUGGACACAGGAUUCAAAGGACCAGUACAACUGGAUGCGAAUAGCUGGAGCCACAAAAACACCUUUGACUGGCCCCACCCAUGACCACUCUGUCGGACUGGUGACAGGCCAUUACAUAUAUGCCGAGUCAUCCUAUCCUCACAAGAAAGGAGACAAAGCCAGGAUAGUUAGUCCCGUGUGGCAGCCAGCCGUCAAAUCUGAUGAUUGUGUCUUCAGCUUUUAUUACCACAUGUAUGGUGUAAAUACAGGCAGUUUGAAUGUGUACACCAGGGUUCAGAAUGGAGGCUACUAUACCAAAGUGUGGAGUAAGUCGGGAAACAUCGGGGACACCUGGACUAAGGCCACUGUGACUCUGACUAGCAACAGUAACUUCCAGGUUCUUGUGGAAGCAAUAAGGGGAGCCAGCGCUUAUGGGGAUAUUGCCUUAGAUGACACCACGUUUUCUACAGGUUGUAAGAAUACAACAGGUGUAACAUUGCCCACACCUAUUACACCAGCUACAUCUGCACCACCAAGCUAUCUACCAUGUGGGGAACAGUCGUUUUACUGUGAGGAUGUGACAAGGGCAUGUAUACCCAAAUCAAAGGUGUGUGACUUUCAUCCCGAUUGUCAGGGUGGCAGUGAUGAGGUCAACUGUGGACCAUGUGACUUUGAAUCCGAUCAGUGUGCCUGGGACGAUGUGAGUACGGGCAGGUAUGACUGGUCUCGCCACCAGGGGGCCACGCCCAGUAAACAAACCGGACCUAAAGCUGACCAUACAAAAGGCAACUCCAAUGGUUAUUACAUGUAUGUGGAAGGUGCUAAUGGUGAGUUCUUCACAACUGCAGUGUUGCGCAGUCCAGUCUUGUCAAACUCAUCUGGCAACUGUGAAAUGUACUUUUGGUAUAACAUGAAUGGCAAAAAUGUUGGAACUCUUCUGGUCACUGCAAUUGUUAAUGGACAGAAAACUAUCUUGUGGCGAAAGACUGGAAAUCAAGGUAUAAAGUGGGUUAAAGGAACAGUUUACAUCGGAGAAAAGAUGGGAAGCUUGACUAGUAGUUUUAAUUUGCAGAUCGAGGUUCUACCAAGAAGAGGAUUUUCUGCAUCCCAGACAGAUGAUAUUGCCAUUGAUGACAUUUCUUUUGCAAAUUGCAACCCUAAUAUUGUCCCUCCAAAUGUUACAUGUGACUUUGAAACAGACUUGUGUAACUGGAAUCAAGCAUUGGAUGAUGUAUUUGAUUGGACAAGGACAAACCAAUCAACACUGACAAUCAGCACAGGUCCAACCUCUGAUCAUACAACUGGGUCAGGGUUUUUCGUCUACAUUGAGACCUCAAAACCUAGAAAACAGGGAGAUGUAGCUCGUCUCGAUUCUGAUCCCCUACCCCCAACAUCAGUAGAAGGCUCUUGUGUUUCCUUCUGGUACUACAUGUUUGGUUCUGAUAUAGGAAAAUUGGAUGUUUAUCUUGAAAAUGCCCAGAACAGGACACUGUUCUGGUCCAAAACUGGAACACAGCUCGAUGGCUGGAUGCAGGCACAGAGAACUGUGAUCUCUGCUGUGGAAUAUCGUUUGUCGAUAGAAGGGAUGGUGGGCAAAGGGGUUCAUGGAGACAUUGGCCUCGAUGACAUCAGGGUUGUGCCUGGUGAAUGUCUAGGAACUGAUACGUGUGGAUUUGAGGAAGACUUCUGUCAGUGGAAGCAGUCAUCGCAGGAUGACCUUGACUGGAAGCGAGGUCGUAACGGCUCAGUAACGAUUGGAACAGGACCCUCUGUGGAUCAUACUUUUGGCUCAGAUUCUGCCUAUUUUGCUUAUCUUGACACGUCAUCACACACAGCGACCAACCAAAGAGCCCUUUUACAAAGUGCCACCUUACCAGCUGAAACAAAGGGCUGCUUCUUGUUCUGGUACCACAUGUCUGGUGCAGACAUUGGCAGUUUGACUGUGUACAAAUCUAUUGGCUCAGGAUUCCCUACCAGCUUGAACACACGGUCAGGGGACCAGGGUAACAUCUGGAGGCUGGCUAAGGUCAAUCUAACCCCGGCCCCCAAACCAUACUCCAUUGUCUUGGAGGCCAAGAAAGGUGCUGGUGGCCACGGAGACAUAGCUGUAGAUGACAUGUACCUGUCUGACAGACCAUGUCCACAAGAUGCCGUCUGUGACUUUGAGCAAGAUAUGUGUGGAUGGACCAAUGAUUUAGUCAAUGACGAUUUUGAUUGGUUGCGUGAUAGAGGCGGCACUCCAACCCUUUUUACUGGUCCUUCAGUUGACCAUACAACCAACACAGGCAGUGGGUUUUACAUGUACAUUGAGGCAUCACACAGGAGAAGAGGUGCUAAAGCCUGGCUUGUCAGUGACCAUGUACAUGUAACGCCUGGAACAGACAAUUCCUGCUUUACCUUUUGGUACAACAUGAAUGGAGCUGGAGUGGGUUCCCUUAAUUUGUAUACCAGAGUGAAAACAAAUUCACCGGUACUGAAGUGGACUUUAAGUGGGAAUCAGGGUAAUGUUUGGUCGAGAGCUCAAAUCCCUAUCCACAGCAAAGAUGAGUUUGUGUUUAUCUUUGAAGGCAUAUAUGGAGGAAAUUAUACCAGCGACAUAGCUAUUGAUGAUGUCUCAUACAAACAAGGCAACUGCUCAUCUUCUGUGACAGUAACAACACCACAGCCACCAACAAUCCCCACCACAAGCAAGCCAACCAUGUACGACUGUACCUUUGAGCAAGGUUUCUGCAGAUGGACCCAGGACACUAAGGACAGUUUUGAUUGGACAAGAUCUACAGGAAGUGUACUCGGGAGAACUCCACCUUUUGAUCAUACUUUGCUCAACAACAAAGGUCAUUUUGCUCAGAUUUCUGCAUCAGGCCGUUCAGCAAAUGACUCUGCCAGAUUGAUCAGUCCACUAAUUAAUGGUAAGGGUGGAUUCUGUAUGAGAUUCUGGUACAGGAUGUACGGACCUCAUAUCAGCCGCAUGUCCCUGUAUACACGAGUGAAAGGAGGCUCUAAAACUGAUGACCGCAUCUGGACCCGUAUAGGGGACCAGGGUCUGGACUGGAAGUAUGCUCAGGUACACAUCAAGACAACAGGAUCUUAUCAGGUAGUGAUUGAGGGCCAGGUGGGCACUAACUUUGAUGGAAGCAUUGCCAUUGAUGACAUUACAGCUAACCGUGGUGGCUGUCCACUUUCGGCAGUAUGUGACUUUGAGGAUGGACUCUGUGGUUACACACAGGAUUUAAGUGAUAAAACAGACUGGGCUCUACAAACUGGCAACGGCACAAGAGGUCCACAUAGUGAUCACACAUUAAGGACAGCAGAGGGUAGCUAUAUGUUCCUUCCUUACAAUAAGAAACACCAGAAAGCCAGAUUAGACAGUGCACCCCAUUCCCCGACCACAGGCUCGUGUCUCCAGUUCUGGUACUACAUGCCAGCAGCUGGUGUAUUCCAAGUGUACACAAGGACAGGGGAUAAACUAGGAUCACCAGUGUGGACAACAAAGGGAGCUCAAGGUCAGGACUGGCAUGUAGAGCAGAUUAACAUUCAGUCUCCUCUCAACUUCAGGGUAACGUUUGAGGGCAAGACAACAACUGAUAUAGCAAUUGAUGACAUAGCUUACAAUACUUCACCAUGUUUACCGGCAGGUAGCUGUGACUUUGAACUUGACAUCUGUACGUGGCACAAUGUGCAGAGUGGAGAUAACAUUGACUGGGAACGUAUGAGCGGCUCAACUGCCACUCGAAACACUGGUCCCAGGACUGACCAUACUCUGAACAACACCUAUGGCACAUACAUCUAUAUGGAAUCAUCACCUCCACAGAGAGCUGGGGACAAAGCCUGGCUUCAGUCAUCCGUGUUUGAUACAGCUACAAGGUGCAUCUCAUUCUGGUACCAUAUGAGUGGCAGGUCACAAGGCAGUUUAUCGCUGAAGCUCCUGCUGUUUGGAUCUCCAAGCCCUACAGGUGAACUCCAGACAUUGUGGACGAAAUCUGGUCAACAGAGUGACCAGUGGCUGCAAGCCAACCUCACAGUCACUAAUGUGUCCAGCAGCUAUCGUUUCUUGUUUGAGGGUGUUGUGGGAAGUGGUGCUGAGUCUGAUAUUGGUCUUGAUGACAUUGUGGUGUCCCCGGGUGCUUGUAAAACUGUAUCCAAACCAUCAUGUGCCUAUAUAUGCCCGGGCGAUGGUCUCUGUCUGACCGACUCCCAAGUCUGUGAUUUUAUUAGUGAUUGCUCAGAUGGCAGUGAUGAAACAAGUUGUGGCUACAACUGUAAUUUUGAUGACCAAAUGUGUCAGUGGAAUAACACAUAUAGCGGAUCGUUUGUAUGGAGAAGGUUCCGCGGUGCCACUGCGGACAAGAACACCGGACCAUCUGUGGACCACACCAAGAACAGUGCUAAUGGAUACUACCUGUAUGUUGAUGCUAGCAAAGGUUUAUCUGCCUCAACAGCCAACUUCAAGAGUCCUGUACUGAAGCAGGCGUCAUCUCUGUGUCAGCUUAGUUUCUGGUAUCACAUGUACGGCGCUGGCAUCGGGAAACUGGCUGUGUUCUACCAGGAGCAGGUGAGGAGGACGGAGCUGUGGAUGCGACAGGGCGACCAGGGACAGAGAUGGAACCAUGCCAUAGUGCCUAUCAGCAGGGUCACUACACCAUUCACUUUGGUCAUCUCAGCAACCCGCACGUUCAGCUCUUUAGGGGACAUCGCCAUUGAUGAUAUUGUGUUUCAGGGGUGUGCACUUCCACAACCUCAAGAUAGUUGCAAAACUAACCAGUUCCAGUGUGAUAACAAGGCCUGUAUAGAUAUGAGUCGCAAGUGUGAUUAUACAGAUGAUUGUGGGGAUGGUUCUGACGAGUCUCCUGUUACCUGUGCAAACGACAAGUACAUAGGUUGCACAUUUGAAGAUAACGGACUCUGCAUUUGGAGUCAGAUGACUGAUGAUGACUUUGACUGGACUCUGACUCACGGCUUGUCAGGAACGAUUGGUUCAAGUCCAUCUAGAGAUCACACACUGAAUACAGCAACAGGUCGCUAUCUGGUAUUGGAUGCUCGCCUUCCACAUCGUCAGGGACAGACAGCUCGUUUGGUAAGCAGUGCCUUCACUGUGGCCCAAGGAUCUCAGUGCACGAUGAGGAUUUACUAUCACAUGUAUGGGGCUGAUGUGGCAUCACUGACUGUCUACACACGUGUUAGUGUCAAUGGCAAACUGUCUAAGGUGUGGCAAAAGACUGGACAGGUAGGAGCCUUUUUUGACCGGGCAGAGAUUGCUUUAAGUUCCUCAGGCCCCUUCCAGAUUGUCAUAGAAGGUGUUGUAGGGAAAACAUACCUAAGUGACAUCGCUAUAGAUGACCACCUUCACCCUGGCUGCAACCAGUACAGUGGAGCUAUCCCUACAGUUUUACCCCAGUUGACCCCAUCAACAACACCUAAUCCUUGUGGCCCAUCCUCAUGGCAGUGUAGUGACAAAUCUAGAUGCAUCAACUCUACCAUGAGGUGUGACUUUACCAUGGACUGUGCUGAUCAAAGCGAUGAAGAGAAUUGUGGAGUAUGUAACUUUGAGACAUCUCAGUGUGGCUGGGAAGACAACAGCGCAGGUAUUUACAGGUGGGAAAGGCAUCAAGGUUCCACACCUUCUCCAGUCUCAGGCCCUGCGUCUGGCUAUGAUUAUACCAAGUGGUACAUGUUUGUAGAUUCUACAAAGGGUGCUGUGUAUGGCAGAGCUGAUUUGGUAUCUCCACUCCUCGGAUCAGUCAGUGCCACUUGCGAAAUUCGCUUUGGCUAUCAUAAGAAGGGUGACAGCAAGGGAAUAAUGAGACUUUAUGCAGCUCCCCCAGAGAUCAGUCCGACCAGUUUGCUCAAAAGAACUUUGCUGUGGUCUGCAUUUGGAGAUCAAGGGGACUCUUGGAAAUCUGCUUCAGUUGGCAUUGGCGAAUACCCUCAAGGAGUGAGGCUUGUUUUUGAAGCCAUUCAUAUUCAGUCUGCUGGAGACAUGGCCAUUGAUGAGAUACUUUUUGCUGGUUGUAACCGCCCGCAACCAACAAUCUGUAGUGACUCUCAGUUUUCCUGUAAGGCUGGAACAUGUGUGGACCAAUCUCUGGUCUGUGACUUCCAGGAUGACUGUGGUGAUAGGACUGAUGAAAAGAACUGCGGUAGUUACAUGGAGAGAUGUGACUUUGAGUCUGGUUUUUGUCAUUGGACCCAAGAAGAUGAAGAUGACUUUGAUUGGAAGCGAGGACGGGGUAACACACAGGCAAGUGGAUCAGCACUGGACAGAGACCACACCUAUAAUAACCAGUCAGGUUCCUUCAUCUACAUUGACAACCCUGCACCCAAGCAAACUGGGGAUUUACGAGCCCGUUUGAACAGUGUGGUGUUUCAACCUGCUCACUCUGGGGACUGUCAGAUGAGAUUCUUCUAUCACAUUGUGGGUGCUCACGAUAAAGGUGUCACUGUGUCGAUGAGAACAGAAGAUGGAGGAGAGCUGGUGCCGCUGUGGACAAUGAGGCAGACCAAUUCGGAUGAGUGGAAACGUCAGACUUUGGACCUGAUUUCCAACAAGAACUUCGAAGUUGUUAUAGAAGGUGUGAGAGGGGAGCUGUACAAAGGGGACAUCGCCAUUGAUGACAUCUCCUUCACUCCAAGCUGUAAGGUAGCUCUGAGAGCAACUCUACCGCCUGCCUCCCUGGUAACAGUCACACCCUCAGUCUGUGGAGCAAACAAACGCCAGUGUGCCAGUGGAGAGUGUCGACCAUCCUCUGACUUCUGUAACUUCAGACCAGACUGCUCUGACAAGUCAGACGAAACUAUGUGUCCAUCAGCAUGCAACUUCGAAUCUGGAGACUUUUGCCAUUGGACAAAUCCAACUGUAGGUGAUGAUUAUGAUUGGAAGAUUUCAAGUGGGGGGAGUGUGGCUCAAAGCACUGGUCCUGCUAAGGACCACACGCUGGGGACUGCGGUGGGGCAUUAUGCUGUCAUCAGCCCACCCUCUACAGAUGCCCAAAGCAAGGCCCGACUCUUCAGCCCACUGUUCAUGCAGGCUGGGUUAACAUGUAACGUGUCAUUCUGGUAUCAUGCCUAUGGUAAGAGUGCAGGACAGGUUAAUGUUUACCUGAGAUCAGGAGGCAGAGAAAGACAGGUGUUCAGUGCUUCAACGUCCCCAUUAGAUGUUUGGAAACAGGCUCAGAUACCUCUCCCCCAGUGUGCCUCAGAGUUCCAGGUGAUUAUUGAGGGUGUGCUUCGAUCUGUCUCCCCCAGUGACAUUGCUGUUGAUGACAUCAUGUUCCAGGAUUGCGAAUAUGAUCUGCCCCCAGCCAAGUGUCUGUUAGGUCAGUACAGCUGUGCUAGCGGACACUGCGUCCCUCAGGACCUCUUGUGUGACUACGAGACAGACUGCUGUGAUGCAUCGGACGAGGCUGAUAAAACGUGUGUGUUGUACUACCAAUGUGACUUUGAAAAGGAUACAUGUGGCUGGAGACAGAGCAAGGAUGAUCAGUUUGACUGGACAUUUAGCAGGAAACCAGUCUCCUCAUUCAACCCUAGUCUUCAACAAGACCACACCACUGGGUCUGUAGAGGGUAGGUACCUGUGGUUGGACGCCUCCUCCCCUAGGGUGCAGAAUGACACCGCCCGUUUGACAUUGUCCCUGCCCAAACCUUCAGGAACAUGUGCUCUUAGAUUGUGGUAUAGGAUAAAUGGACAUCAUGCUGGGACUCUGAACGUCUACACAGUAGGAUUCGGCAGCCAGGAACAGUUAAUGAGCUCCAUAAAGGGCGACCAGGGGAAAACAUGGCAGAGACUUGAGGUUAACUUACCAAGCACCUCAGCCUUCGAGGUAAUCCUAGAAGGGGUUGUAGGAGUGGGCUGGAUAGCUGAGAUGGCCAUUGAUGACAUCUCCUUCACCCCUGGUUGUGGAUUGCCACAUACAAUUAACUCUCUAACCCCUUCCAUUCCCACCACCACAGGAAACUGUUUGCCUAACCAGUUUGAGUGUGGAGACCACACCUGCAUAGACAUCACCAAGAAGUGUAACUUCCAGGUUGAUUGUACAGAUGACUCUGAUGAAGGAGGAUGCCCAUUCCUGUGUGAUUUUGAGAAAGACAGCUGUGGCUGGGGGGAAACUGUAGUGGACAAGUUAGACUGGACGAGGGGCAGUGGAAAAACGGCAGAGGAUGGAGAAGGGCCGACUUACGAUAAUACAUUACGGACAUCCAGCGGACAUUACAUGUAUGUAAAGGACAUCAACCCUGGAAUGCUGAAUGGGAAAACGGCAGAAUUGAAGAGUCCUGUGUACAUCACUGCCAGUGCUGACUGCAAAGUUCAGUUUGCCUAUUACAUCUAUGGAUCAACUCCUGUAACCUUGUCACUGUACAUGCAAACUGGCACGGAGCUGACCAACCUGUGGAAGAGCUCUGUCUAUAAGAGUGAUUCCUGGAACACCAUCACUGUUGGCAUCGGCAGAAGAUCCACUUUCUUCACACUUCUCAUCAAAAGAGAGUUCAGCGAGACAUUUAACGCUGAGAUAGCCGUGGAUGACAUCAAGUUUAUUGACUGCGCUCUUAACCCUCCUAUGGAGUACUGUCCCUAUCCUCGAUUUCACUGUACAACAUCAAAGUCAUGCAUUGACAAGGAUCACCUGUGUGAUCUGGUAGACAACUGUGGGGACAACUCUGACGAGACUUCAACCACCUGUGUUAGCUACAAGCAGUACAACUUUGAGUCAGGGAUUGGAGAUCUCAUACAGGGACAGGACGGAGUUGAGGAUGACUUCAGCUGGUCCAGGAAACAAGGCAAAACUCCAACAGUGCACACAGGGCCCUCUGUAGAUCACACCCUGGGGACAGGCGAUGGUUAUUACAUGUACAUUGAGACAUCUCGUCCUCAGAGGUACAACCAGAAAGCAUGGCUCCUCACUCCACCCAUCUUUGCUACCCUGAAGUCGGACUGCAAGCUGAGGUUCUACUACCACAUGUUUGGUCAGCACGUGAAUGAGCUGAACGUCUACUACCGCCAGUAUAACAGUGGCCCACCUACGAAGCAGGUGUUGAAUUGGGCGGGUUCACAAGGUAAUUACUGGAUUCAGGCAGUGAUCCCUCUGAAAAUAAACACGAAUUUCCAGCUUAUCUUUGAAGCCAAGGUUGGAGACAGUUUCCAAGGAGAUAUUGCCAUAGAUGAUGUGAGUUUCACUCCUGGAUGUAAGUUUGGUGCUUCACCCUUGCCAACUCCACCCACCAUCACUACAGUGACCCCUUCCUCAACAACAAGUCAUCCUAAUAAAUGUGACCCACAAACACAGUUCAACUGUCGCUCAGAUGGUCUGUGUAUAGGCCUGGAGAAGAAGUGUGACUUCCACCCAGACUGUGCUGACAAGACGGAUGAGUUUGGAUGCACUCUACCGCAGUGCUCCUUCACAAAUGGUGACACCUGUGGAUGGCAAAUCAACAGCACAGUGUCUAACAAUCCAGACCAGGUGUACCAUUGGCAAGCUGACCAAGGUCGCACCAAGGCAAACACAGACUACCGGCCAUUACGUGACCACACCAAGGGCUCAACCUCUGGCUGGUACCUGUGGGCAGAUAGCUCCCCUGGAGCACGUCACGACACCACUGAGCUGGUCUCCUCCCAGAUUGGCCAGACAGGCCCACACUGCACCCUCAACAUCUGGUACUACAUGAAUGGGCUGAGUACUGGUGAACUUCACGUGUACAUCGUCACAGGAACCAAAAAGACACAGGUGUGGAUGGAGUCUGGUAACCUUGGAGACUCCUGGAACCAGGCCUUGGUGUUUGUGGGCAGUCAGAUGCAUGCUCAGCUGGUCAUUCAAGCCAACCGUGGCUGGUCGUACCGUGGAGACAUCGCAGUAGACGACCUGGCGUUCAUAAAUUGUGACGUGCCACAGGUGUCCCCUGAUGGAUGUAAGGCAGCUGAGCACCACUGUGCCAAUGAUGUCUGUAUCGACCCCUCCCUCGUCUGUGACUACGCCAAUGACUGCGGUGAUUUCUCGGAUGAAGAUGAGAAGACCUGUGAUUUCACAUACAGAAGAUGUAGCUUUGAGCAUGGCAUCUGCCAGGAUUGGACAAAUGAGGUGGACGAUGAUUUUGAUUGGACGCUGAGACAGGGAAUGACCCGCACCGUGGGAACGGGACCAUCCACUGAUCACACGACCAGGACUCCUAGUGGAAGUUACAUGUACAUAGAGACAUCUAAACCCAGAAAAGCAGGUGAUAAAGCAAGGCUUGACUCCUUUGCUGUCAAGGGAAAUUCAAAGAACUGCAGGCUGCGCUUCUGGUACCACAUGAAGGGGAAGAACAUGGGCUCACUGACGAUCAUGAAGCGAUUUGGCUACUUCUCCAAUGGUCUCGUCCUUCUCAAGGUUCUUAACACUCAGCUAGAUGACUUUUGGUACCUUGCUGACUGCGAUCUGACCAACUCUGUGGCCCAGACUGGGGAUUACCAGGUUGUAAUAGAAGGAACCCGUGGAGAUGGUAACAGUGGAGACAUUGCUAUUGAUGACAUCUCUCUCACUCCUGGCUGUGAGAGGGGAGGAUCUAUCCCAGGGCAGCCCACUCCACCCUCCACUACACCGGGCAGCUGUGGGGCGGACAGAUUUACUUGCUCUAACGGGAACUGCUACACAGAGGCUCAGCGAUGCGACUUCUUUGACGACUGUGAAGAUGGCGGCAGUGAUGAGAGUAAAUGCGGAUCCAGCUGUGACUUUGAGAAGGGUCAGUGUGGCUGGCAGAACAGUUUACGGGACAGUAUGGACUGGGUGCGACACAACGGCUCUACACCCAGCAGGAAAACAGGCCCGUCAGGAGAUCACACCACUGGAUCUUCUUCUGGUAACUACAUGUACAUUGAGACCAGCGGUCCUGGCCAAGCAGGUGAGGCAGCUUUCCUAGAAAGUGGUCUGUACAAGUCUUCCUCGCCCAGCUGUAUGCUGUCCUUCUGGUACCACAUGUAUGGCUCCUCCAUCGGGACCCUCUCUGUGGUGGUCAAGCGCACGGAUGGUUCUUACUCCACCCUCUGGCAGCUCAGGGACAACCAGGGCAACAAGUGGAUCAAAACUUCUGUCAACAUUGGCUCCCAGUCCAAUUUUGCUAUCCAGUUCAAAGCUAUGCGGAAAAGCGGUGUAUUUGGAGACAUAGCCAUAGAUGAUGUUCUCUUCCAGAACUGUGGAAUAGGCACGCCAGUCAAGUCCUGCCCUACCGGACAGUUCCGAUGUGCUAAUCAUCUGCAGUGUAUAGAAGAACGUUACCUCUGUGAUCAUAAUGCUGACUGUAAUGACCAUUCUGAUGAAUCCUCUGACAACUGCAGAUAUAACAAAGGAGACUGUAGUUUCCAGGACAGUACUUGGAUGGACUACUGUAGCUGGUCUCAGAUGCAAGACGAUGAUUCUGAUUGGUUGUUAGGCUCUAAAUCCCAGAAGACAGGCACUGGACCCCCGUCAGAUCAUUCCUUUACUACCAGUGGUUACUACAUCUACAUCGACAGUGCCAAGAUGGAAACGGGCUCUGUAGCUCGUGUGGCAACGCCCACUUUCCCAGCAAGCUUUGGAGUCUGCUAUCUGAGAUUCUGGUUCUACAUGUAUGGGGACUAUAACACUGGACCCUUGAGGGUGUUCACUCGGACGUCAGACGGUCACCUGCAGCUAAUGUGGGUGGUCAGCAGUAACCAGGGCCAGAAGUGGCAGUAUGAGAACAUCCUGGUGGGCAACAGUCAGCCAUUUUCAGUUGUCUUUGAGGCUCAGGUCGGGAAACCAGGCGUGUCGGACAUUGCCCUGGAUGAUGUCAGCUUCACUCCCAGCUGUGCUACUGGCGAAGUUGAUAUUGCACCAACGAAAGAUGUCAUUAUGAACUGUAACUGGAACCAAUUUUACUGCUCCCCCAAAGAUGAGUGUUUCCCCAAUAGCUGGAAAUGUGAUGGAAUGGUGGACUGCCCAGAUAAGUCAGAUGAGCCUCACGCCUGUCCCCCAGUUGUGUCCCCUGCCACAGGAAGCAAACCUGUUGUCGUGACAAAGCCUGCUGUAACUCCGCCCCCAGUGGUGAAUGUAUGCGGCCACGGGAGAACAUCCUGUCAAGACGGUAGUUGUUUGUCUGGUAACCUUUACUGUGAUGGCGUCCCUGACUGUCCCCACGGAGAGGAUGAAUAUGGCUGUAGUUUAGAGUGUGUGGUGGGUAGUUACUACUGUGGGGCUCUACACAUCUGUCUGGAGAACUCUACUCGCUGUGACGGUAAUGAGGACUGUACAGACGGCUCAGACGAGGCCAGCUGCACAGCCUGCUUACCAAAUUACUGUAAGAACGGAGGCAGUUGUCAGAUGUCUGCACAUGGACCAGUUUGUCAGUGCAGCACUUCCUACAAUGGACACCGAUGCCAGGCCGCCUUACACAGUACACAGGGUCAAGCUGCACAGAAACCAGGAAGCGGAACGUGGAAGGUAGCGGUUGGCAUCGUACUGGGUUUGGUGGCAUUGAUAGGGAUAACAGUUGCAACAGUGUUUUAUAUCAGAAGACGCAAACAACACAGGUAUGGAGAGAUUUUUGUUUGUGAAGGCUGGAAGAGAAGCUGA
Messenger RNA from Liolophura sinensis, 39170 nucleotides. Its product is annotated as MAM and LDL-receptor class A domain-containing protein 2-like. Gene Ontology annotation, cellular component: membrane. Lineage: Eukaryota; Metazoa; Mollusca; Polyplacophora; Chitonida; Chitonidae. Gene Ontology annotation, molecular function: protein binding. The record is from RefSeq and is a predicted model, not a curated record.